Molecule: messenger RNA, 621 nt
Organism: Leguminivora glycinivorella
Lineage: Eukaryota; Metazoa; Arthropoda; Insecta; Lepidoptera; Tortricidae
Exons: 5
Coding region: 16-621 (201 amino acids)
Source: RefSeq, a predicted model, not a curated record
ACACUAUUGCGAGAUAUGGCCAAAGUAAAAAACAGGUACCCUUGUCUCAGGAAACGUAAGAGACGGAAUGAGAUAGCCGUUCAAAAAGCACGAGAAGCUCUUGCUGCUCGCAGAAAAGAGCUAUCGAAAUUACUUAACAAUGAUGCUUCUACUUCAGGGACUAACAUGGAAAAAAUCGGUACAUUUGAUAAAGAAGUUAAUAAAGAAAACACCUAUUUUGAGACCGGCAAGAAUGAUGGAUUUGUUGAAUCAAAUGAUGAUUUUACGAUACAAGUUGAAGGUUCUCCUGCUUCUUGUGACGAAAAUAAGGAAGCUAAUAAAGAAAACAUCUAUUGUCAGAUUGGCAGGAAUGAUGCAUCUGUUGCAACCGAUGAAGUUUUAACGAUACAAUUUGAAGGCUCUCCUGCUUCAUGUGAUGAAAAUAAGAAGAAACUAUGCAAAGAGCUGGACAAGAAGCUGAAGCUGCAAAAUUGCGUAACGAUAUUAAUUCAGCAGGUGUUCCCAAAAUUGCAGUACAAGCCGAUGCAUGUUGGAGCAAACGGUCGUAUAAAUCAAGCUAUUCCGCAUUAUCUGGAGUUGCGGCUAUCAUUGGAGAACGAUCAGGAAAGGUUCUUCAUAUAG